AAAUUUAAAAAGGAGUUUAACACUCCUCUUAGUUUAACACUCUCUCUUUUUUUCCUUUUGCUCAUUUGUUUUAGGCUCAUGGGCAGAGAAAACCAGACCUGGAUGAGUGAGUUCAUUCUGCUGGGGCUGUCCAGAUGCUGGAACACUCAGGUCUCCCUCUUUGUCCUUUUCCUGGUCAUGUAUCUGGUGACUGUGCUGGGGAACUUCCUCAUCAUCCUCCUUAUCAGACUGGACAGCAGGCUACACACACCUAUGUACUUUUUCCUCAGUGUCCUGUCAUUUGUGGACAUCUGUUACACCAACAGCACCGUCCCACAGAUGCUUGUUCACUUCCUGUCAGCCCAGAAGUCCAUCCCGUUCCACAGCUGUGUGUUCCAGCUGUUUAUCUCCCUGGCCAUGGGCAGCUCCGAGUUUUUCCUGCUGGGAGCCAUGGCCUAUGACCGCUAUGUGGCCGUGUGCCACCCGCUGCACUACACAGCCAUCAUGCAUGGGGGGCUUUGCCUGGCGCUGGCUACUGGCUGCUUGGGGGCUGGCUUCAUGAAUUCACUGAUGCAGGCAGUGAUCAUCUUCCAGCUACCUUUGUGCCAUAAUGUCAUUAAUCACUUUGCCUGUGAGAUGUUGGCUGUGCUGAGGCUGACCUGUGUGGACAUCUCCUUCAACAAGGUCAUGGUGGCCAUCUCAGGAUUUUUGGUGAUCAUGCUUCCCUGUUUUCUGGUUCUGUUCUCCUAUGCUCGUAUAGUUGCUGCUAUUCUGCAUAUCCGCUCCGCCCAAGGACGCUGCAAAGCAUUUGAGACCUGUGCUUCCCACCUCACUGUGGUUUCCAUGUGCUUUGGAACAGCCAUCUUCACAUACUUGAGACCCUCUGCUGGCUCCUCAGCAGAGCAAGAGAAGAUGGUCGCUCUGUUCUACGCUGUGGUGACCCCGAUGCUAAAUCCCUUAAUCUACAGCUUGAGGAACAAGGAGGUAAUGAGCGCCCUAAGAAGACUGUUGGGAAAAUUAAGUGAAAAAAGGUGA
This is a messenger RNA of Prionailurus viverrinus (fishing cat), 1014 nucleotides long. Its product is annotated as olfactory receptor-like protein OLF3. Bases 79 to 1014 code for a protein of 311 amino acids. Gene Ontology annotation, cellular component: membrane. The record is from RefSeq and is a predicted model, not a curated record. NCBI's taxonomy places the organism in Eukaryota, Metazoa, Chordata, Mammalia, Carnivora, Felidae. Gene Ontology annotation, biological process: G protein-coupled receptor signaling pathway. The transcript has 2 exons. Gene Ontology annotation, molecular function: G protein-coupled receptor activity; olfactory receptor activity.